This is a messenger RNA of Debaryomyces hansenii CBS767, 1629 nucleotides long. Its product is annotated as DEHA2A14586p. The record is from RefSeq and is a predicted model, not a curated record. Gene Ontology annotation, molecular function: transmembrane transporter activity. Lineage: Eukaryota; Fungi; Ascomycota; Pichiomycetes; Serinales; Debaryomycetaceae. The transcript has a single exon. Gene Ontology annotation, biological process: transmembrane transport. Bases 1 to 1629 code for a protein of 542 amino acids.
AUGACUGGACAAGAAGAUGGACUCUUUGUGAGUAGAAGCAGGAAAGAAAGUGAUGCAUCUGCAAGUGCUAAUUAUGGAAAAACUACUCAGGAGAUGAUAGAGCAUAGAGCGAAUCAUCCAGGAAUUAUACAUCAAGAUGAUAGAAGACAGAUUCGUGAAAUUGAUUGUUACGACAAGCUUGGUUUUUCAUUUCCUUGGCAUAAGAAGUGGACUAUCCUUGCUGUCACAUUUAUAGUUCAAGUUUCUAUGAACUUUAAUGCUAGUGUUUAUCCUAACGUUAUACCUUUAAUUAGCGAAGCUUUUAAUGUUUCGGAAGUAAAAGCCAAAGUUUCUCAAAUGGUUUUCAUGGUUGCAUACGCAUUCGGAUGUGAGUUGUGGGCUCCCUGGAGUGAGGAAUAUGGUCGUUGGCCAGUCUUGCAAAUAAGUUUAUUCUUUAUGAAUAUCUGGCAAAUCUUAGGUGCACUCGCACCAAAUUUCGGUACUAUUGUUGUUGCUCGUUUCUUAGGUGGUAUUUCUUUAGCAGGUGGUUCCGUCACAUUAGCAAUUGUUGCAGAUAUGUGGGAAGCAAAUGAUCAAGGAUAUGCUGUUGCAUUCAUCGUUUUAUCUUCUGUUGGUGGUUCUGCAGUUGGACCAAUUUUUGGUGGUUUAAUGACAGAACGCCUUUCGUGGCGUUGGAACUUUUGGAUUCAACUAAUAUUCGGGGGAGUCGCCCAAAUCUUACACUUUUUCCUUGUUUCUGAGACUCGUACCGAUUUACUCAUGGAUAAAGAAGCCAAGCUUCGUCGUGAAUCAGGAGAAGACAAUGAUAUUUAUGGUCCAUCUGAAAUUAAUAAACGUAAAAUGACGAUGAAAGAGAUCUUGUCCAUUUGGCGUCGUCCUUUCGAAAUGUUUUUGAGAGAGCCAAUUGUUUUAUGUUUAUCUCUUCUCUCGGGAUUUGCAGAUGCAUUGAUCUUCAUUUUUAUGGAAUGUUUUUCUUUGGUUUAUCAACAAUGGGGAUUUUCUACAACUCAGUGCGGCCUUGCCUUCAUACCUAUUUUGAUUGGUUAUCUUAUUGCAUAUUUAAUUCACCUUCCUGAUAUCGGCCGCCAAAUGUUCUUGAUUAAGAACCAUGGUGAAGAAUCAAGAUUUGCUGAGAGACGUCUACUCUUAUUACUUUAUAUUGCUCCUUUAUUAACGAUAGGUUUGCUAGGGUUUGCCUGGACUUCUAUGGGGCCUGAUUACAAUCCCUGGAUAGCUCCGAUGAUAUUUGGAACUUUAAUUGCUAUAGCUAAUUACAGUAUCUAUAUGUCGACAAUUGAUUAUAUGAUUGCAGCGUAUGGGCCAUAUUCAGCUUCAGCAACUGGUGGUAACGGAUUUGCUCGAGACUUUUUAGCCGGUAUCUCAAUCUUGUACGCAAUUCCAUUGUAUACAAAUAUUGGCGGAAAACGUCAUCUCCAAUGGGGAAGUACUUUAUUAGGUUGUUUGGCCGCACUUGUAACUAUUCCAAUCUUUAUUUUCUACUGGAUGGGUCCAGAAGUUAGAAGGAGAAGUAAGUUUGCACAAACCCUUGCGGCUGAUCAUAAGCUCAGGAAUACGGAUUACGAGAAAGAUGAAGUCGCUAUUGAAUCUAUAUCUACUGAGAAGGCUUAA